CACACACACACACACACAGCAACACUUCAACUGACGGAGACGGGAUGCUUUGACAACAGGGACACGGCAGCUCUUUACUUCAAGAACUCAGAGGAGCAAACACAUGAUGAAAUGCCAGUUAGUUUUGCCAGCCUGUUUGCUGCUGCUUUGGACACUGACAGCAUCUGUCCGUUGUCAAGAUCAGAAGAUUGAAGUGAGAGAGGUCUCUGGUGGAAUUAAGUUGACUUGUAAGGACAAAAAUAUUUCAGAUAUUAACAACAAGCCCAUCGACGGAACUUUGGAAUACAAUGAUGUGAACACAGGGGAGUACAGAUGUGGCGGCACUGAAGUUAAGAUCUAUGUGAAAUUUCGGACCUGUGACAACUGCAUAGAGCUUGACGUGCCUUCAAUAGUGGGAAUAGUCAUUGGAAACGUGGCAGCUACGAUUGUGAUAGGAGUGGCUGUCUAUCUCACUGCAUCUCAGAACCGGACCGGCUCUCACAAGAAAAGCUCUGAUAGACAGCCAAAUGUUCCACGUGAACCAAGCAGCAGAGCUCCCAAUCCGCAUUACGAGGCUCUGAAACCUCGUCCGAAAGACAUGUAUGGUGUGCUUAACAGAAAAUAAAAAGCGAUCUGGCCUGGGACGUAAACCCCCCAACCCCCGCAGCUGACAACAUACUCUCUAUGUUUUCCUUUGCUACUCCAACAUCUUCAGGCGGGACAAAGUCUGGUAUCUGGGAUGGGUGUCGCUCCUAGCCUAAUGUAAUUUGCGCUGUAUGAAACUGUUUUUGCUUUUUUCUUAUCAUUUAGCUUCACCAUGCCUGUAAGACAAUACUCUUACGUAAAGGACCACUCACAUAAUGAGUAAUUGUUAACCUUCUGUAUGUUAUAGUUCAGUGUUUAUCAAGUCUUUGUUCUUGUUUUGGUAGUAUUUUAUUCAAUGUAGUAUUUUCAUUCAUUAUCUAUGUUUUUUCUCUUUCUGUGCAGUAAGUAGGGCUACAGCCACCUCAUAUCAUGACUUAUAAAUCAAGUGUUUAUUUUCAUUUCAUGUAUCAUUGUUAUGAUGCAAAAUAAAGAACUGAG
This is a messenger RNA of Perca flavescens (yellow perch), 1062 nucleotides long. Its product is annotated as T-cell surface glycoprotein CD3 epsilon chain. Bases 104 to 604 code for a protein of 166 amino acids. NCBI's taxonomy places the organism in Eukaryota, Metazoa, Chordata, Actinopteri, Perciformes, Percidae. Gene Ontology annotation, biological process: cell surface receptor signaling pathway; positive thymic T cell selection. The record is from RefSeq and is a predicted model, not a curated record. Gene Ontology annotation, molecular function: transmembrane signaling receptor activity. The transcript has 7 exons. Gene Ontology annotation, cellular component: alpha-beta T cell receptor complex; external side of plasma membrane.